This is a messenger RNA of Australozyma saopauloensis, 885 nucleotides long. RefSeq lists its product as uncharacterized. The record is from RefSeq and is a predicted model, not a curated record. The coding region runs from base 1 to 885 and encodes 294 amino acids. Lineage: Eukaryota; Fungi; Ascomycota; Pichiomycetes; Serinales; Metschnikowiaceae. The transcript has a single exon.
AUGCCACUGUAUCUGAGGAGCAAUCACUCUCAUUCUCGAGGUGGCUGGCAUAAAAGAGAUGGCAAAUAUCACAAAAUACCGCUGCAGGAAAGUGUCUUUAAUGUUCGACCCAGUAGUUCUUCACGACCUGAUACAGCAGACAGCGCCAAAACAUACCACGGGUGGGGCAGUUUUUUUGGCUACUUCAGCAAUGGAAAAUCAACGCGACAAAUUCAAUUUGAUUCAAGUCAAUUAUGUGCCCACGAAAAAUUAGCGCUCCUCCAGCGCCCACUGAUUCAAGGUUCUAUAUCUACACAUGAGGAAUUCAACAUGUGUAGGUACUUGGCCAACCGAACAAAUUUCUCGAAAUCAGGUAGAUUUUACUUUCCAUGGUCGAUCAAUGUAACUUUGGGGGUUAAUUCACCUACCUGUGAAUCGAUAUUUGACACCGAGAAAAUGCGCCAGGCGCUUCAAAUAACAAGCGAUCCUGAUUUCUCAGCUAUAUACCUUCUACGAAUGUUAGUAGAAAAAGAAGGUGACAUUCCUAUGCUUGUGCUACAAGUAGAUCGAAUGUUGGAGAACGAGAUAUUUAUGGCUCUAGCUACCUUUGUUGCUCACAACGAACAGUCAUUCGGAGCAGAGUCAUCGAUAGCCUUAGAAACAGUUUCGCAAAACAAUGCAAGUUCCUCUUCUAUUCCAAUAGUUGGACUAGCUCUUUUACAUGUUGGUGAUGCAUCGAUACAACGAGUCUACCUUGGAGGAUUACCUAAAAAUAACGAUAACGAUACUCAUAGGAUCCUAGAAGAUAUAAUGAAGGCCGUCAAUUUCGAAAGAAGCGACCUCUUUCAAUUGGGAAUCAAAAGUGCCGCUUUUUUAGAUAUUGAAGAAAACACGUCUCUCAAAUAG